Phytomonas sp. EM1 is the source of this 1734-nucleotide messenger RNA. The record is from the annotation of a GenBank genome assembly. NCBI's taxonomy places the organism in Eukaryota, Euglenozoa, Kinetoplastea, Trypanosomatida, Trypanosomatidae.
AAACUUUGUUUGUUGCUUUUAUCACGAACGAAAGACUAUCAAACACAGGGGAGUACGAAUGGUAUUAUUAUGAUGACGACAGCUAUGACAAAGGUGAGUCAAUUGAGCAGGGGUCAUGUGUGCCCCCUUCACCUAAAACUGUUUUGCUGUCUGAUCUCAUGAAGCUUCUGCUAAACGAUGCGGAGAAGGUGCGUUCGCUCACCGAUCUUCCCUUGUCAGUAUCCAUCCUGUUGCUACAGCAUUGCAAGUGGCUCUCUGAGGUAGCAGUGGAGGCAUAUUGUGAAGACUUUACAAAACUGCUUCAAAAUUUGAAGUUGACGACAGACAUAGCAUUGCAUGAGCCCACGCUUGUAACGAAUGCGGAGAGAAUCGAGUGCCUCAUAUGCGUUUCUGAUGCUGAGAAGGGUGAGGCAGUUGGGCUCUUGCAUUGCAAGCACUUCUUUCAUAUAAAAUGCUGGAAAGAAAUUGUUUGGCAUAACCUAAAUACUAAUGGAAAUUUAUGGAACUUCCGCUGUCCUAUGGAUGGAUGCGCGGAGUUAGUAGGCGCCCAAUGUUUGAGGGAAAUGUUUUCUACGCAAGAAGAGUCUCCUCUAUGCUCAAGGAUUGAACAACAUUUACUAUCAAAUUAUGUUGACACUUCUCCACGGCUGAGUUGGUGUCCGAAUGAAAAAGGCUGUGAAGGCAUUAUUUAUACCCCAAAAGCUCUUAGCUCCCGUGAAUCUGUGGAAUGCAACGUUUGUGGCUUGCGCUUCUGUUUCCAUUGCAAAAAGAUGCCACAUUCACCGGCUUUUUGUGACCAAGUGCAACAGUGGACUCAGAAACUGGAUAAAGGUGCUCAUACCGCAGGAUUUGUACUGACCCACACCAAAGGCUGCCCUAACUGCAAUGUGAGGAUAGAGAAAAGCCACGGAUGCAAUCAUAUGACGUGUAAGUGUGGCCAUGAAUUUUGUUGGAUGUGUAUGGGAAGAUGGUCAGACCAUAAGCAGGACUUUUUUUCUUGCAGUAAUGCCAAACAGCCUGAAGAAGUUACCAAGAAUAAAAAAAACGAUGAAAUUUAUUUUUAUAAGUUUUAUGAAAAAUAUAUGAUGCAAAAAGAUAGCAGUGCAACGGAAAGCGAUGAACUGGACAUGCUAGCGAAACGCACAUCUGAUUUUAUGGAAACUCAAGAAAACCCGUAUGCAUUCUUCAACAGCCCUGAUUUCUUGGCUAAUUUGCUAGGAAGUGUCAAAAGCGCUCUAAGUAUCGCACGGGAACGUAUUGCUUUCGCAAUCGUACGUAGUUACUAUAGCGAUAGUAGACUAAAUGAGACACAGCUCUUUUUGCACAUUAUGGGAUCUCUUCAAGAGGCAACAGAAAAUCUAAGCCAUCAACUGUCAAAAUUGAGGUACAGCGCGUCAAUCAACGUUAAAGAAUUGCAAGAAGGGGUAAGCAUGGUGAGGCGAUGGAUAUCGAUUCUGGAGGAGUGAAGACCCUUUCUACAAGGAGUUGUCGGAUUUUUCAAGAUAUACAUAUUAUUUGGCAUUAUCCCCUUUAUUCGUUUUUGCUGUCAUUUUUCACAACAUCAUUUUAUUUUAUUUUUGGGCCGUCUCCAUUAACUUUUUGCUUAUUGAAAACUAGUAGGCUGGAAUAAGAAGUCCCUCUCAAAAUUCCUGAAUGGAUUAGAUAGAAAGGAUCACCUUUUUCUGAGUCGCAUCGACUCUGCCUAGAAUAACUCUGUGAUAUUAUCGCUUUUGA